GUAAUCCAAUUUGGAGAAAAAACAGAAUCCUUCCAUAGCUCUUUUCUACGAAAAAUGGCCCCGAAGGCAGAGAAAAAGCCAGCUGAGAAGAAACCUGCAGCCGAGAAGACUCCGGCGGAGAAAAAGCCGAAAGCCGGAAAGAAAUUGCCGAAAGAAGGUGGAGCUGCGGCAGGAGACAAGAAGAAGAAGCGGAUGAAGAAGAGCGUUGAGACGUACAAGAUCUACAUCUUCAAGGUGCUGAAACAGGUUCACCCUGAUAUUGGGAUUUCCAGCAAAGCCAUGGGUAUCAUGAACAGCUUCAUCAAUGAUAUCUUUGAGAAAUUGGCUCAGGAGGCCUCCAAACUAGCCAGGUACAACAAGAAACCGACCAUCACCUCACGGGAGAUUCAGACUGCAGUGAGAUUAGUUCUCCCUGGAGAAUUGGCCAAGCAUGCUGUUUCUGAGGGUACAAAGGCUGUUACUAAGUUCACCAGCUCUUGAGUGGAUGAUGAAUUAGGGUUUUUACUUUUGCUCGUUUUUAAUUCCCUUUUAAAUUAUCACAUGCUAAUGUUAGUGUUUAUGAGGAUCUAGAUGUAAUCAAACUUUAGGAUCCUGUUGAAUAUAGGUUCUGUAGUUGGUUGCUAGUAAUUUAAUGAAUGAAAUUUCUGUCCCUAUCUUAUAUUGUUCCA
Molecule: messenger RNA, 668 nt
Organism: Olea europaea var. sylvestris
Lineage: Eukaryota; Viridiplantae; Streptophyta; Magnoliopsida; Lamiales; Oleaceae
Product: histone H2B-like
Exons: 1
Coding region: 55-480 (141 amino acids)
Biological process (GO): nucleosome assembly
Cellular component (GO): nucleosome
Molecular function (GO): structural constituent of chromatin; DNA binding; protein heterodimerization activity
Source: RefSeq, a predicted model, not a curated record